UCGCGCCCCGACCCCGCCUAGGCUCUGACCCCUCCUGGCUCGGCUCAACGUCACAAGGGUCCCCGCCCCGGUCAUUUUGCGGGAAUGACGGGGUCCACCCCUUCGGGGUAGGGGGAGGAAAUGAACCCCAAACAGGCCCAUGGGGAGCCAAGCGGCGGUUCGACCCGACCCGAGUAGGCCUCGGUUGCUAUGGUGACGCGGCCUUCUUAGCCCCACCAGGUCCAGAGCAGCAAGGCGCAUGCGCAAAGUGCCUGGGAGCCCGCAAGAGGGAUUCGUUUCCUUUUUCCCACCCAGGAUGCCCCACGGUCCUUGGGUGCUGACGUCACGAGAGAGGGCGGUCCCCCAUUUGAUGAAGUUAACCGCGUUAUAUACAAGAGCGCCAGCGACAGAGGCCCGUUAGUUUAUCUCAGACUCGGCCUAGGUUUGCUGAGUCUAAAAAGGGACCGUGGUGUCCCUUUUGAGGUGACCAUAGCCGCCGAGGAGCAUAAGUGACUGCGCACUGAGGUGGCCACAGUCGCUAAGAAGGUUGACAUCGCAACGCGGCCGCUCGAGGGUUUCGCUUCCGGGUUAGGCGGCCGCAGAAGCGUAGACGGAGUAGCCUGAGCGCCUCUUCCGGUUACCUUUUCCCAGUGCCAGAGGCGCCUAGGGUUUGGGGUCCUCGCCCAGGGACAGAGACCCGACACCGAGCGGCGCCUUCCCCGGGAUCGAGGGACGCGCACGCCAGAGGAGACGAAAGGAACCCGGGUCGGACCAGAUCGGAACCACUGACCAUUGCCCAUGGCGGCCCUAGGCCCUAGCAGCCAGAAUGUCACUGAAUACGUCGUUCGAGUUCCUAAGAAUACAACCAAAAAAUAUAACAUCAUGGCUUUUAAUGCAGCCGAUAAAGUCAACUUUGCUACGUGGAAUCAGGCUCGGCUGGAGCGGGACUUGAGCAACAAGAAAAUCUACCAAGAAGAGGAGAUGCCCGAAUCCGGCGCGGGCAGCGAGUUCAACCGCAAGCUUCGGGAGGAGGCUCGGAGGAAGAAGUAUGGCAUCGUCCUCAAGGAGUUCCGGCCCGAGGACCAGCCCUGGCUGCUCCGGGUCAACGGCAAAUCAGGCAGGAAGUUCAAGGGCAUCAAGAAGGGAGGCGUGACAGAGAACACGUCCUACUACAUCUUCACCCAGUGCCCCGACGGGGCCUUCGAGGCCUUCCCCGUGCACAACUGGUACAAUUUCACGCCACUGGCCCGGCACCGCACGCUCACUGCUGAGGAGGCCGAGGAGGAGUGGGAGAGGAGGAACAAGGUGCUGAACCACUUCAGCAUCAUGCAGCAGCGGCGGCUCAAGGAUCAGGACCAGGACGAGGACGAGGAGGAGAAGGAGAAACGCGGCCGCAGGAAGGCGAGCGAGCUGCGCAUCCAUGACCUGGAGGACGACCUGGAGAUGUCUUCCGAUGCCAGUGAUGCUAGCGGUGAGGAGGGUGGCAGAGCCCCCAAGGCCAAGAAGAAGGCGCCGCUGGCCAAGGGUGGCAGGAAGAAGAAGAAGAAGAAGGGUUCAGACGACGAGGCCUUCGAGGACAGCGAUGAUGGGGACUUCGAGGGCCAAGAGGUGGACUACAUGUCAGACGGCUCCAGCAGCUCCCAAGACGAGCCUGAGAGCAAGGCCAAGGCGCCGCAGCAGGAGGAGGGACCCAAGGGUGUCGAUGAGCAGAGCGACAGUAGUGAGGAGAGUGAGGAGGAGAAGCCGCCUGAGGAGGACAAGGAGGAGGAGGAGGAGAAGAAGGCGCCCACCCCCCAGGAGAAGAAGCGCAGGAAAGACAGCAGCGAGGAGUCGGACAGCUCAGAGGAGAGCGACAUUGACAGCGAGGCCUCCUCGGCCCUCUUCAUGGCGAAGAAGAAGACACCACCCAAGAGAGAGCGGAAGCCGUCGGGAGGGAGCUCAAGGGGCAACAGCCGCCCAGGCACGCCCAGCGCAGAGGGCGGCAGCACCUCCUCCACCCUGCGGGCGGCUGCCAGCAAACUUGAGCAAGGGAAGCGGGUGAGCGAGAUGCCUGCAGCCAAGCGGUUGCGGCUGGACGCGGGACCCCAGAGCCUGUCCGGGAAGUCGACACCCCAGCCGCCAUCGGGCAAGACAACACCCAGCAGCGGCGACGUGCAGGUGACUGAGGAUGCCGUGCGCCGCUACCUGACACGGAAGCCGAUGACCACUAAGGACCUGCUGAAAAAGUUCCAGACCAAGAAGACAGGGCUGAGCAGCGAGCAGACAGUGAACGUGCUGGCCCAGAUCCUCAAGCGACUCAACCCCGAGCGCAAGAUGAUCAACGACAAAAUGCACUUCUCCCUCAAGGAGUGAGGCUUGGUCCAAUACACGGCUCUGCCCCCCAGAACUUCAGGCUCUCACUGCCCCUUCGCCAUCCUGGAGUGAGGCUUGGUCCAAUACACGGCUCUGCCCCCCAGAACUUCAGCUCUCACUGCCCCUUCGCCAUCCUGGAGUGAGGCUUGGUCCAAUACAUGGCUCUGCCCCCCAGAACUUCAGGCUCUCACUGCCCCUUCGCCAUCCUGCUCCCUGACUCCCAGGUCCCCGUAGUUAGCAAUUCUGGAAAAGUUAAGCCAUCUCCUCCUGUGGCCCUUCCUUCUGGAAUCUUCAGCUGCCUGUUAGGCCUUCUUAUUGUCCUCCUCCUCCUGGCUCAGCCUCCCUCACACUGACCAAGGGCCUGUGCUGCCCACUGGGUAACUUCUACAGUUCUCCCUUCCACUUCCCUGAGUCCCUCUUCAGCUGUGACUUAUCCACCACAUAGCCCAGUAAGUCUUCAGUUUUGGUUGGGCAUGAUGGUGAGCGCCUGCAGUCCCAGCUACUUGGGAGGCUAAGCCCAGUUCAAGGCUGCAGUGAACUAUGCUGGUGCCACUGCACUCCAGCCUGGGUGACAGAAUGAGAUCCUAGCACACACACACAAAAAAAAGCCAGGCAUGGUGGUGGGCGCCUGUUGUCCCAGCUAUUCCGUAGGCUGAGGCACAAGAAUCACUUGAACCUGGGAGGUGGAGGUUGCUGUGAGCCGAGACCACGCCACUGCACUCCAGCCUGUGUGACAGAGUGAGACUGUCUCAAUAAAUAAAAAAAAUAAUAAAUUGCUCA
This is a messenger RNA of Pongo pygmaeus (Bornean orangutan), 3111 nucleotides long. RefSeq names its product general transcription factor IIF subunit 1 (gene GTF2F1). Gene Ontology annotation, cellular component: transcription factor TFIIF complex; nucleus. The coding region runs from base 778 to 2331 and encodes 517 amino acids. The transcript is spliced from 13 exons. The record is from RefSeq and is a predicted model, not a curated record. Lineage: Eukaryota; Metazoa; Chordata; Mammalia; Primates; Hominidae. Gene Ontology annotation, molecular function: TFIIF-class transcription factor complex binding; RNA polymerase II general transcription initiation factor activity; DNA binding. Gene Ontology annotation, biological process: positive regulation of transcription elongation by RNA polymerase II; transcription initiation at RNA polymerase II promoter.